Messenger RNA from Maudiozyma saulgeensis, 648 nucleotides. The record is from the annotation of a GenBank genome assembly. NCBI's taxonomy places the organism in Eukaryota, Fungi, Ascomycota, Saccharomycetes, Saccharomycetales, Saccharomycetaceae.
AUGUCCGAGAAGUUUCCAGCCUUAGAUGAUGAACAAAUAGAUGCCUCCAAUGAAAAUAUUGACGAGACUGAUUUCUUAAAGAGAGAAGCUGAGAUACUAGGUGACGAGUUUAAGACCGAUCAAGAUGUUAAUCUGUUAGCCGAAAAUGACGCUGAUGAAUUCGGUACAGAGACAAGCAAUGUAGCAACAGAAAAUGUGGCUGGAGACGACGAUGAAUUCUCUACAAUGCAAAGUUCUGCAAAUGAGCAAGGAAAUGCUAUAGAGUCAUCUGAAAAAGUACUUUCCAACCCAGAUGCUGAAAAGACUAUCAACGAAUGGAGAGACCGUACUAGGAAAGAUAUCGCCGAGAGAGACACUACCUUAGAAAAGGACAAAGCUCAAUUACAAGAAGAUGCUGUAAAACAUAUUGAUGACUUUUAUGAGACUUACAAUACAAAGAAACAACAACAAAUUGAUAGUACGAGAAAGGAUGAAGAAGAUUUCUUGAAGAAGAGAGACGAAUUUUUUGCACAAGAUAAUACCACUUGGGAUCGUGUAGUACAAUUGAUCAAUCAAGAUGAUGCUAAUAUCGUUGGUGGUAGAGAUAGAACUAAGUUCAAGGAAAUUUUACAAAGAUUGAAGGGCAAAACUGACGCACCAGGUGCCUAA